AUUCAUUUCACUGCAAUUAUUCUAUAGCCAUGGCCGCUUCUCACACACAGCAAAUCAUGCUUCCGGGUUUUAACCUCCCGCUAAACCACACGCGCCAGGGGAAAUACUCUUGGGACAGAACUACUCUUCCCAACGCACUGGAUCCCCAAGAUAUCUAUCAUGGCUACAUUGGGAACCUUCUCGUUCACCGGGAGAUCAUCAUGCUGCAGAUCAUGAACACCAUCUCAGAAAAACCCGACUGGGAUCGCAAGGUAUUCGAUGAUGAAAUUACUGCGAAAUGGCGCAAGGAAAUCUCCGAAUCGGGCCAAGACGUGACCCCCGCCAUGAUCGAUUGGAUCCUUGUUGAGAUGAGAUGGAAAGCGAAGGCAUUGAAGCAAGAGGGGACAUUCACUGUGUUCGAUCAUGUCGGGGUCGUGCGCUCAGACACGGCGAUUCCCCAAGACCUUCAGAAGGCGCUGCGAGACGCCGUCGCUCCGUUAGAGAACAUCCCCGUCGAAGCCAAGGACUACCACCCAGGCUCAGACGACAAGGUGCUCGAUCUGGUCCAUCCCUCGCUUUUCCCUCUCGUCUAUGGUCGCACGCGCAUUUUGCCCGAUCGUACAAUGACCGUCGACGACUGCCUCGAACAUCAGGGCCAAGGAGAAGUGCUACCAGCGCCCACCGACGAAGAAUCACAGGGACAUGGCCGCGAGCCGUUCUGGCGGUGGCGGGCCUCCAACUACAAGGUCUUCAGCCAAAAGUUCCAAUGGCUUCCGUGCGACGUGCAAUUUGCCCCGGAUGGUGGAUGUCGCAUCGCAUCGUACAUCAACAAUCUGCAUCCGGUCCAUCACCGAGACCUGUACGGGGUCGUUGAGAAGAUGAUCUCGCAUGCAAUUCCGCAGUGGGACAAGAGCUUGACGAGAACCCGCCAAUUCAACAAUACCCGCAUCCUCUAUGACCGAGUGGAAUAUCUGGACCGUUCGACUCCGGAGCCUGAGUGGGAUGAACAUGGGCAUGAGGAUAACGAUGACUAUGACGACGAGUACGAGGAGCGCCGCAGUGAGUGGUGGCGCACGAGACCCAUCAAGCUGCCUGAGCCCCUUUCCAGGUUCUCGCCACCCCAGGUCUCCUAUGAGGGUGCCAUGAAUCUCCGCGAGAAGUUCGGCGAGACCGGCUUACAGGUCAUCGUCAAGCUGGCCAACAUUGAACUGAGCCCCGAGAAGCCCACAUAUGAGGGGGGUUCCUGGCAUAUUGAAGGUCAGCUAAACGAACGCAUCUGUGCAACGGCGAUUUACUACUAUGAUAGCGAGAACAUCACCGAAAGUCGCCUGGCUUUCCGCCACCGCGCCGAAUCGAUCGACGACACGCACUACGAGCAAGAUCAGCAUGAAUUCAUCCAUGCGGUGUACGGGUUCGGCCCGGACGUGGAUGGUCACAACGAUGGCCACUUCACACAGGACCUGGGCAGCGUGUUGUGCAACGAGGGCCGCCUGCUCACCUUCCCCAAUACCGUGCAGCACCGCGUGGCUCCCUUCGCGCUGGCCGAUCCGACGAAGUCCGGUCAUCGCAAAAUCCUCGCUCUGUUUCUGAUUGACCCCAACCGUCGAAUCAUCUCCACCGCCAAUGUUCCCCCGCAGCAGGCUGAGUGGGCUGACGGCGAGGAUUCGUUGUCCGGAAAGCUGAUGACCCUGGAGGAGGCCAAGGAGUAUCGGUUGGAACUGAUGAAAGAGAGAAGCGUCCUACAGGAUACGCAAAACCAGGCAUUUGAGGUGGGCUCGUUCUCCUUGUGCGAGCACUAGGACUGGG
This is a messenger RNA of Aspergillus homomorphus CBS 101889, 1785 nucleotides long. Its product is annotated as DUF4246 domain-containing protein. The coding region runs from base 30 to 1778 and encodes 582 amino acids. NCBI's taxonomy places the organism in Eukaryota, Fungi, Ascomycota, Eurotiomycetes, Eurotiales, Aspergillaceae. The record is from RefSeq and is a predicted model, not a curated record. The transcript has 5 exons.